AUGCCUGUGCCUUCUCAUUAUAUAUUUUUGACUGGCCUAUUUUUGCUAACUGUGGCCAAUGUAGCUUUGGGAACUACAGAGGCCUGUUUGCCGGCUGGGGAGAAAAAAAAUGGGAUGAAUAUAAACUUUUACCAGUAUUCCCUAAAAGAUUCAUCUACAUACUCAAAUCCGUCAUAUAUGGCUUAUGGUUAUGCUGAUAGAGAAAAACUGGGUUCUGUGAGCGGACAAACGAAACUUUCCAUCGAUUAUUCCAUCCCAUGUAACGGCGCAUCAGAUACUUGCGCCUGUUCCGAUGAUGACGCUACUACAGAUAAUGCUUCCCAGGUCGUACCUGUGAAGCGUGAUGUUAAACUUUGUUCCGAUAAUACAACUCUUUCUUCUGCAACUAAGAAACGUGAAAGUGAGGAUUGUGACCAAGGCGCUGCCUACUGGAGUUCAGAUCUGUUUGGCUUCUAUACAACACCUACCAAUGUAACUGUGGAAAUGACAGGUUACUUUUUACCACCAAAAACUGGUACCUAUACAUUUGGCUUCGCUACCGUAGAUGAUUCGGCAAUUUUGUCUGUUGGAGGUAAUGUUGCUUUUGAAUGUUGUAAACAGGAACAGCCUCCCAUCACAUCAACGGACUUUACUAUUAACGGUAUUAAACCAUGGAAUGCAGAUGCACCUACCAACAUAAAGGGAUCAACGUAUAUGCAUGCUGGUUACUAUUACCCGAUUAAAAUUGUUUACUCGAAUGCCGUAUCCUGGGGUACGCUUCCUGUUAGUGUGGUAUUACCAGAUGGCACUGAAGUUAAUGACGAUUUUGAAGGAUAUGUUUAUUCUUUUGAUGAUAGUGUUACCGAAGCUCACUGUUCUGUUCCAAACCCUGCUGAUCAUGCAAAAACUUGCGUAUCAACAGCAACAUCUUCCUCAUCUUCUGAGGUCUGUACUGAGUGUACCAAGACCGAGUCUGCUAGCUCCACUGCACCAUAUGUCACCUCUUCCACCGACUCUGCUAGCUCCACCAGCUCUUCCUCAUCUUCUGAGGUCUGUACUGAGUGUACCGAGACCGAGUCUGCUAGCUCCACUGCACCAUAUGUCACCUCUUCCACCGAGUUUGCUAGCUCUACUGCACCAUAUGUCACCUCUUCCACCGAGUUUGCUAGCUCUACUGCACCAUAUGUCACCUCUUCCACCGAGUCUGCUAGCUCCACUGCACCAUAUGUCACCUCUUCCACCGAGUCUGCUAGCUCCUCCGCACCAUAUAUCACCUCUUCCACCGAGUCUGCAAGUUACACCAGCUCUUUCUCAUCUUCUGAGGUCUGUACUGAGUGUACCGAGACCGAGUCUGCUAGCUCCACUGCACCAUAUGUCACCUCUUCCACAGAGUCUGCUAGCUCUACUGCACCAUAUAUCACCUCUUCCACCGAGUCUGCUAGCUCCACUGCACCAUAUGUCACCUCUUCCACCGACUCUGCUAGCUCCACUGCACCAUAUAUCACCUCUUCCACCGAGUCUGCAAGUUACACCAGCUCUUUCUCAUCUUCUGAGGUCUGUACUGAGUGUACCGAGACCGAGUCUGCUAGCUCCACUGCACCAUAUGUCACCUCUUCCACAGAGUCUGCUAGCUCCACUGCACCAUAUAUCACCUCUUCCACCGAGUCUGCUAGCUCCACUGCACCAUAUGUCACCUCUUCCACCGACUCUGCUAGCUCCACUGCACCAUAUAUCACCUCUUCCACCGAGUCUGCUAGCUCCUCCGCACCAUAUAUCACCUCUUCCACCGAGUCUGCUAGCUACACUGCACCAUAUAUCACCUCUUCCACCGAGUCUGCUAGCUCCUCCGCACCAUAUAUCACCUCUUCCACCGAGUCUGCAAGUUACACCAGCUCUUUCUCAUCUUCUGAGGUCUGUACUGAGUGUACCGAGACCGAGUCUGCUAGCUCCACUGCACCAUAUUUCACCUCCUCCACCGAGUCUGCUAGCUCCUCCGCAUCAUAUAUCACCUCUUCCACCGAGUCUGCAAGUUACACCAGCUCUUCCUCAUCUUCUGAGGUCUGUACUGAGUGUACCGAGACCGAGUCUACCAGUUAUGUGACUCCAUAUGUCACCUCUUCCACUAGUUCUGCUAUUCCAUUUACUGCUUCAACUUCUAAUACCACGACAUCUUCGGUCCAAACGGAAACGACCGUUUCUUCCAGCUUAUCUUCAACUGUAAGGGAAUAUGCUAACGCUCUCACUUCAUCUUCAGAAUCGAGUACUUUUACAUCGUCAAAUAAGGCCACCGUCACAAGUUAUUUUACACCAUCCGUGCAUAGCAUUACACCCAUGUACCCUACUAAUCAAACCGUGACUGCCAGCUCUGUUGCCUCGACACUAAUUAAUUCUAAAUCAUCCGAAUCCUCAAACUUGGUUACCAUUCCGCUCUCAACCGCUACCUCUGAAACCCAAUUCUCCACUGCAAAAGCUAAGGUCACUAGUAUCUCCUCAUCACCAACUAAUUUGAUCACCAGUCCUACCACGUCAUUUGCAGAUUCAACUGUUAGUUCAUCCGCAACAUCUGUUAGCUUGACUUCUAGUGUUUCCUUACCAAGAGCUCAUUUGACAUCUAGUAAUUUGGUAUCAUCUAGUGAACAUAAUAUCCAUACCUCUUCCAUCGUCAGUUGGGACGAUCAACCAUCAUCAAUUUCCUCUUUAAUCAAUUUCAGCCCCUCCAAAUCCUACGAAUCAUAUAGUCCAUCUCUCACUCCAUCUAGUAUUUCAGGUGCCGAAUCUUCAAGUGCUCAAAUUGGAUCUGCUAGUACCUCUUCCUCCAGCGUUCAUGAACCUCCUCCUACCUCCACCUCCGUACAAAUGUCUUCUCAGUUUGCGACUUUAUUAUCUCCUAUUUUCACUGCUGCCGCCCAUUCUACCGAGCUCAAAAGCCAAAGUGAAACUACCAGUUCUACCACGGGGGUUAACUCAGACGAAAAUAAUGCCGGCGUUGGGCCUUUUUCAUCUGUUUCAUCUUCUAAAACAGAAGGAGCCAUCAGUGGUGAAACUUCUUCCGGAUUUUCCCGUGAUCGUACCACUGUAUAUAAGAAGACUUCAGUAACAUCUACCACAAAUCAACAAACCACUUUAGUUACUGUGACUACUUGUAAAUCAAGCAGCUGUUCAAAUACUGUUUCACCUGCUAUCGUUUCCACGACCACAACUACCAUCAAUGGGAUUACCACUGAAUAUACCACAUGGUGUCCUAUUUCUGCUACUGAAUCAACAAAGUUGAGCAAAUUAGAGUCAAACGAGAAAACUACCCUAGUUACGGUUACUUCUUGUCAGUCUGGUGUCUGUUCCGAAACCGCUUCUCCCGCUAUCGUUUCGACAGCCACUGCUACCGUCAACGAUGUCGUAACAGUUUAUUCCACAUGGAACCCACAAUCUACAAAUGAACAAGCCGUUAGUUCUGGGAUUGCAACUAGUGCCAAUGAGGCUUCAUCUGAUUCAGAGGCUGCUAAUACAAAAACUACAAGCAGUAACAACAGAACUUUUUCGUCUACAGCAUCUAGUUAUAUUGCGGCAUAUACAACUACUACAAGCAACGCGUCUAAAAAUAGCGACAUUGUUGUCCCUGCUUCUGAAACUGUCGGCAGCAAAGGAUUCACAACUUCCGGGUUAAUCAGUGUUUCCCAACAACCUCGCAGCGCUUCUCCAAGUGGUGUAGUAGCAUCUAGUACAGCCUCUUUAGAGAUGUCAAGCUACCUCGGUAUUGCGAAUCACCUACUAACCAAUAGUGGUCUUAGUGUUUUUAUUGCUUCGUUAUUACUGGCAAUCAUUUGA
Messenger RNA from Saccharomyces paradoxus, 3801 nucleotides. It is a transcript of the gene FLO10, whose product is annotated as Flo10p. The record is from RefSeq and is a predicted model, not a curated record. Lineage: Eukaryota; Fungi; Ascomycota; Saccharomycetes; Saccharomycetales; Saccharomycetaceae. Bases 1 to 3801 code for a protein of 1266 amino acids. The transcript has a single exon.